AUGGCAAACAACAAGGAUGCCGAGCUCGAGACACCACUUCUCAUGCCGAAGGAGGAAGAAGGACCAACGGCCCCGUUGCUGGACCAACGAUCACCGGAGCCGACACCACGUCCACGGCUCCCGCCACCCAAGUUUGGGGAGCUCAUAACGGUGUUGAGCAUCGACGGCGGCGGGAUACACGGGCUCAUCCCGACGGUCGUCCUCAAAUGCCUCGAGGAAAAGCUCCAAGCGAUUGACGGGGAAGAUGCCCGGAUAGCGGACUACUUCGACGUGAUAGCAGGCAUGAGCGCGGGCGCCAUCAUCGCAACAAUGUUGGCGGCGCCAAACACGAACAAACGGACAAAGUACACUCCUCAGGAAAUCCAGGAUUUCUAUGUCAACAACGGACCUAAUAUCUUCCCUUCCAAGAGGUGGUGGCGGUGGCCGUUGGACCUGCUAAGCGCGUCGCGGGGGCCCAAGUACGAUGGCACGUUCCUGCAGAAAAACAAGAUCAAGGAAGUCAGCGGUGAGCACACCCUGAGCAAGCUCGCGGCGCCUACGUUCGACGCCAAUAAUAUUCUCGAGCCUCUCAUCUUCUCCUCGUUCCAGGAUGCCGUGCAAAAACCAGUUGAAGAGGCCGGAUCAAACCUGCCUGAUGUCUGCAUUGGCCCGCCGUCGACGGCCACGCCAACCUACUUCCCGGCGCACUACUUCGAUAUCUGGGUCAGUGACAUGGAGCCGUCGAAAUACCACCUCAUCGACGGCGGCAACAACCCCACAAUGGCUGCCAUAUCCAAGAUCACCAGGGAGCAGCUUCUCAGGAAUCCGGAGUUCCACCCCAGCGGCGUGGAUUAUAUGAAAUAUCUGGUUAUCUCUGUAGGCGCAGGGUGUGCAGUGCACGAAAAUGUGCCAGCCAAGCGGGGCGCCUUCAACUGGUUUAACAGCAGGCGCAAUAGCCACCGCCCGGUCACCGACACCUCCUCGCACGCCAGCGCCGUGUUGGCCGACUGGCAGGUUCGCAUGCUCUUACACAAUGGCAACCGCUUGCUGAAGCAGAACUACCUCUACAUCCAGGCUCCGGCACCGUUGUUCGGGGAGGCCAUUUUGCCAAUGGACAACGCGACAUCGAAGAACAUGGCGGACCUGCUUGACAUUGGCUACAAGUUGCUGGCCGAGAAGGUGGCUAUGGUGGACUUGACCACGGGGAAGUAUGAGACCGUCGAGGACGAGAAUGCACCCACCAAUGAUGCAGAGCUCCAGCGCUUCUCCGAGCUUCUAGUCGACGAGCGCAAUCUGCGCCUUAAGGAACACCAACGACAACGACAAGGAGAAGAACAGAACGGGGUUCAUUUGCUUAACAUUAUUGAAUAA
Messenger RNA from Triticum turgidum subsp. durum (durum wheat), 1350 nucleotides. The record is from the annotation of a GenBank genome assembly. NCBI's taxonomy places the organism in Eukaryota, Viridiplantae, Streptophyta, Magnoliopsida, Poales, Poaceae.